Elephantulus edwardii (Cape elephant shrew) is the source of this 2022-nucleotide messenger RNA. It is a transcript of the gene KHNYN, whose product is annotated as KH and NYN domain containing. NCBI's taxonomy places the organism in Eukaryota, Metazoa, Chordata, Mammalia, Macroscelidea, Macroscelididae. Gene Ontology annotation, cellular component: cytoplasmic ribonucleoprotein granule; nucleus. Gene Ontology annotation, molecular function: mRNA binding; RNA endonuclease activity. Bases 1 to 2022 code for a protein of 673 amino acids. The transcript has 7 exons. The record is from RefSeq and is a predicted model, not a curated record.
AUGCCUACCUGGGGGGCCAGUUCUCUGGCCCCCGACCGCUUUGCGGUGUCUGCAGAGGCGGAGGCCAAGGUGCGGGCACAGCAACCCCAUGUGGAGCGCAUCUUCAGCGUAGGAAUGAGCAUCCUUCCGAAAGACUGUCCGGAGAACCCCCACAUCUGGCUGCAACUUGAGGGCCCCAAAGAGAACGCCAGCAGAGCUAAGGAGUACCUGAAGGGUCUCUGCAGCCCUGAGCUGCAAGGUGAGAUCCACUACCCGCGCCGGCUGCACUGCAUCUUUCUUGGAGCCCAGGGCUUCUUCCUUGACUGCUUGGCCUGGAGCACGACAGCCCACCUGGUGCCCCUGGUGCCUGGCUCACUGAUGAUCAGCGGCUUGACUGAGGCCUUCGUCAUGGCUCAGAGCCGUGUAGAGGAGUUGGUACAGCGGCUGAGCUGGAACCUGUGGCCAGAGCAGUCCCUUGGAGCUUCUCAGUCUGCUGGCAUGCUAAGAGACUUCUCUGCCCUGAUGGAGCCCUGGGGGGAUGCCCACAAAGAGGCCCUGCUGCAGCUGCCUCCAGCUGUCCAGGAGGAACUACUGAGUUUGGUGCAGGAGGCAUCCAGGGGGCAGGGGCCGCAGGCAUGCUCCUCUGGGGAGAGGAGAAGCCCAGACCUCAUGGGUGCUAAGCUCCUGGGAGUUGGGGGUUCCUUAAGUGAAGGCAGGAAUUCCUUAGACACUGGAUCUAUGGGGCAAGAAGAAUCAGGGGGUGAGAGACAUGCUUUAGAGAAGGUGGGAGGGAGACACACUGGUGGUGCCACCCAGAUGUAUGUAGGGUGGACAGAACCACCCAGGGAAGAGGCUUGGGAGAGAGACAAAGUCUUCAGGUCACAGUUAGGAGCAGGAGAGGUAGAGGCAGCCGGGCCCCUAAAAGGGAAGGCCAUGGUGCAGGAGAGGCUGACUCAGGAGAGAGGAGGCUUCUAUGCCCAGGGUGAGCCUCUCGGUGCUCAUUGCUCCUCACAGAGGGCAAGUCAGCCUCGGGGAGCCUCCCUUCUCCAGCGGCUCCAUAAUGGGCAAACCUCACCUCCAAGAGUGCCGAGCCCCCCCCCUGCACCCGAGCCCCCAUGGCACUGUGGUGACCGGGGAGACAGAGCAGACAGGGUGGACAAAGAAGACAAGCAGCAGAUAGGGACGCGGGGCCGGGGGUCUCCGUGGAAACGGGGCACCCGGGGGGGCAACUUGGUGACUGGCACACAGCGUUUCCAGGAGGCCCUCCAAGACCCUUUCACCCUAUGCCUUGCCAAUGUGCCCGGACAGCCAGACCUCCGCCAUAUUGUCAUUGACGGCAGCAACGUGGCCAUGGUGCAUGGCCUCCAACACUACUUCUCCAGCCGGGGCAUUGCCAUUGCUGUGCAGUACUUCUGGGACCGUGGCCACCGGGACAUAACUGUCUUUGUGCCUCAGUGGCGCUUCAGUAAGGAUUCCAGGGUCAGAGAGGGCCACUUUCUACAAAAGCUGUACUCCCUCAGCCUGCUUUCCCUCACUCCCUCAAGAGUCAUGGACGGCAAGAGGAUCUCCUCCUAUGACGACAGGUUUAUGGUGAAGUUGGCUGAAGAGACAGAUGGGAUCAUCGUCUCCAAUGACCAAUUCCGGGACCUGGCAGAGGAGUCUGACAAAUGGAUGGCAAUCAUCAGAGAGCGCCUGCUGCCUUUUACCUUUGUGGGAAACCUCUUCAUGGUCCCUGAUGACCCACUGGGGAGAAAUGGUCCCACCUUGGAUGAUUUCCUGAAGAAGCCAGUCAGGACAUCAGGGUCGUCUGAGGUUCAGCAUCCUUCCAAGGGCAUUGCUAAGCCUAGCACUCAGCAGCCGGGGAAAGAAGAGGAGAAAGGUGGUGGUGGCAUUCGGAAGACUCGUGAGACAGAGCGGCUUCGGCGCCAGCUGCUGGAGGUGUUUUGGGGUCAGGAUCACAAGGUGGACUUUAUCCUGCAGCGGGAGCCAUACUGCCGGGACAUCAACCAACUCUCAGAGGCCCUUCUCAGUCUCAACUUUUGA